UUUUAUCCUCUUACAGUCUCCUCAGAUCUCCACUCAUCCUCCAGCUCUCAGACAUGGCGAGUCCCGGACAGAAAGUGGUGCUGAUCACCGGCUGCUCCUCCGGUAUCGGCCUGAGGAUGGCUGUGAUGCUGGCCAAGGAUGAGCAGAAGCGCUACCAUGUAAUCGCCACAAUGCGUGAUCUGAAACGCAAAGAUAAGCUGGUGGAAGCUGCUGGGGAUGCAUAUGGAAAAACUCUGUCUCUGGCUGUACUGGACGUCUGCAGUGACGAGUCGGUCAAACAGUGUAUUAACGGCAUUAAAGACCGACAUGUGGACGUCUUAAUCAAUAAUGCAGGUAUCGGCCUGGUGGGUCCAGUGGAGAGCAUCCCCAUUGAGGAGAUGAAGAAAGUUUUUGAGACCAAUUUCUUUGGGGUGAUCCGCAUGAUCAAGGAGGUGAUGCCUGAUAUGAAGAAAAGGAAAGGAGGACACAUCAUCGUGGUCAGCAGUGUGAUGGGACUACAAGGGGUGGUGUUUAAUGAUGUGUACGCAGCUUCCAAGUUUGCCAUGGAGGGCUUUUGUGAGAGUCUGGCUGUGCAACUCUUGAAGUUUAAUGUCACAUUGUCAUUGAUUGAGCCGGGCCCAGUGCACACAGAGUUCGAAGCAAAGAUGAUUCAGGAUGUGAAACAGAAGGAGUAUCCCGGAGCUGAUGCUGACACAGUGCAUUACUUCAAAAACGUCUAUCUUCCUUCCUCUGUGGACAUCUUUGAGACACUGGGACAAACGCCUGAUGACAUUGCCAGAUGCACCAAGAAAGUGAUUGAAGCAAGCAGCCCGCGUUUCCGUAACCUGACCAACCCGCUGUACACGCCCAUCGUAGCACUGAAAUAUGCUGAUGAAACUGGAGGCUUGUCUGUCCAUGCCUUCUACCACAUGCUCUUUAACCUGGGUACUCUGAUGCACGUCAGCAUGACCGCCAUGAAGUAUCUCACCUGUGGAUGUCUGAGGAGCAGGACAGUUUCACCAAACUAGGAGCUAGAAAGCAGUGGGCAUUUUCCCUCAAUAAAGACCACACAGUACCUCGACUUUGAUGCCAGGGGAUCCUGAAAAACUGAUCAUACUAAUAUUAUCUGUCCAAAGGUUAUCGCUAAUGUCACUUUCACAAAUGAAGAAAACAUUACUAACAAAUCCAUUCAUAACGGAACAGCUUCACAGAGUUUAUCUUGUCAGAUUCCUGCUGUAUAUAUAUAGUUUGUACUGUAAUGAACAGUUUUCUCUAUAUAGUCUUUUGUGUAGCAUUGUAGCUUAUUAAUGUACAGAUACCGCAGUCCAGAUGAGUUUCAAUAUCACUGAUUUUAAGAGCUGUCAUCCUACCCAGAGUGCCAAAUGAGUAGGUUUGGAUUUAUGAGACAGCAUACUGUAGCCUGAUUUCAUUAUUUUAUCAGAUUAUGUUCAACUGUAAUUGGCUGAGAAAGACAGAUCUGCAUUUUGGUUAUUUAUAUCCUCCACAUCUUUGUACAUAAUUUUCAAAUAAUGUCAGUGUAUUGGAGCAACUAUUUUGGCAUUAAAAAUUGUAAUUUAUACCUUCUGAAACUGCA
Messenger RNA from Amphiprion ocellaris (clown anemonefish), 1573 nucleotides. RefSeq names its product retinol dehydrogenase 8-like. Bases 54 to 1007 code for a protein of 317 amino acids. Gene Ontology annotation, biological process: estrogen biosynthetic process. Gene Ontology annotation, cellular component: cytoplasm. The record is from RefSeq and is a predicted model, not a curated record. Gene Ontology annotation, molecular function: estradiol 17-beta-dehydrogenase [NAD(P)+] activity. The transcript has 6 exons. Lineage: Eukaryota; Metazoa; Chordata; Actinopteri; Pomacentridae.